Molecule: messenger RNA, 1597 nt
Organism: Brachypodium distachyon (stiff brome)
Lineage: Eukaryota; Viridiplantae; Streptophyta; Magnoliopsida; Poales; Poaceae
Exons: 12
Coding region: 67-1317 (416 amino acids)
Source: RefSeq, a predicted model, not a curated record
CCUUCCCUGAUUCCCUCCCUCUUUCCCAAACUCUACCAAAGCCCCCCAAUCCCCCCGGUGCGAUCGAUGCCACUCCCCUACAUGGCCGUCGACGUCGACGAGAGCGACUGCCGCGUGUACACCGGCCCCGAGGAGUAUCCGUGCGUGCGGCGGUACCGGCACCGGCGCCUCGUCGCUUUCCUCCUACUCAACGGCUUCCGGAACACCUUCACUUCGCUGAUCCAGGAGACGGACGUCUUCAUGAGCGUGAUGCAUCUGCAGCUGCUCGUGGAGCAGGGCCUGUGGGGCGACGCGCUCGGCUACCUCCUGCGCUUCCUCCAGCCCACCACCUGCCGCCAGAGCCAGGAGGCCCUGCUCCUCCUCCACUUCGUCCACAUGCACCAGAACCUGGCCAACAUCGACGCCGGCAACAAGGACGACAGCGCGGUCCGACAAUUCACCGAGAGGUACAAGCACUACGCCAGCCACGCCAGCACCGUCUGCCACGGCGCCGUCAGGAUCCAUUCCAUCGUCCUCUCCAUACUCCACUCGGAGGAACUCAGGGCGUCCUUGGACUGGAAACUCGUCAGGUGCAAGGCAGCGGUUAUUGUCGACGAGUUGGCUUACAAGGUUCCAGAGCUGAAACAUCUGGUUCUAAUGCCCGCUGGGCGAUUGAUCCCACAAUAUGUCCUUCCGCUUGGGUUUGGCCUUGCUAGUUUCCGCCCGAGGCGUCGUGUGAAGAAACAACAAUGGCGAUCAGCAUCUGCUCUUGCCAAGCACUACCGUGAGUACAAGUUGAGGAUGCCCUCUUCAAGUCACCAGGAGUUACACCAUGGACUGUCAUCUAAGGCAAGGAGCCGGCUCGCGGAUCUUCUUGAUGAAAGUUUAAAAGCUGGUCGACGUGCAGAGCUCCGUCAACGACAUCCCCUCCAAGUAACUGCGAUGGAAAGUCCUCCAUUCAAUCAGGCUACGUUUGGUAUCUUGACAAGGCCUGCUACAACGUCUGGGAUCUCAUCAGCGAUGAAUGCAGGUACUGCAGCCUUGCAGACGAGUUCUGCUAAAACUUCCGGGAUAGCAUCGGUGACAAAUGCAGGUCCCGCAGCCUUGCAGACAAGUCCUGUUGAAUAUAGGUCUGCAGACACAGAUUAUUUGACUCGAGAAGGAAGUUAUACCGAGAGUGCUUGCCAGGGUUCCGUUUCACGAGAGGAUCAGAGGAGGGCACGAAUAGCAUUUGUCAAGAAAUUUUUGAACACAAAAAGGCAAGCAAGCAGGGAGCCAUUGGUUGAUGUCAAGGUUGAAGCUGGCUGGCCUGCUGGUGCUGGUACCAGCACGGACUAGAGUGCCUGAACGAGUUGCUGGGCGGGGCGGCAUCAACGUUCUAUCUUGCGAGACGCAGAGUAGUCGACCGCGCCUGCUGAAAGAAGCACUAUCGAAGAUGACAUGAUUUUGUAACAAUAUUAUUAGUACUCCUACUACGAGUAUUAGGUUACUCCUGGAACAUUACGUAGGUUAAGACAAAGUCUAGAACAUCAUUGGACUUUUUUUUUUUUACGGACAGAGGCCUCCCACCAAUUUCAUUAAAAGAAAUCAUAGUCUUUACAUAAAUAUUUUUUGGUAA